Molecule: messenger RNA, 1266 nt
Organism: Toxorhynchites rutilus septentrionalis
Lineage: Eukaryota; Metazoa; Arthropoda; Insecta; Diptera; Culicidae
Gene: Mdh2
Product: malate dehydrogenase, mitochondrial
Exons: 3
Coding region: 134-1147 (337 amino acids)
Biological process (GO): carboxylic acid metabolic process; tricarboxylic acid cycle
Cellular component (GO): mitochondrion; cytoplasm
Molecular function (GO): L-malate dehydrogenase (NAD+) activity
Source: RefSeq, a predicted model, not a curated record
CUCGCUCAGCUUUUCAAUCAUCAGCAGCCGGAGAGAGAGUUCGCAGAUUUGGUUCUUCGUCAGCUCAUUUGUACCCUGGUUUUGCAUAGUUCUUGUAUCAUUCCGGAAAAAAAAAUAUUUUUGCUGGUCAAAAAUGUUCGCUCGCACAUUGAAAACAGUUGCCGCUCAGGGUGCGAAGAACUUCUCAACAACUAAUCAAAACAAUGUCAAAGUGGCUGUGUGCGGUGCUUCCGGUGGAAUUGGUCAACCCUUAUCGUUGCUGCUGAAGCAGAGCCCACUGGUGACCGAGCUUUCGCUGUACGACAUUGUGCACACCCCUGGAGUGGCAGCAGAUUUGUCCCACAUCGAAACCCGCUCUAAGGUCACUGGAUACAAUGGAGCGGAAAAUCUGGAGAAGGCCUUGGCCGGAGCAGAUAUAGUCAUUAUUCCAGCCGGUGUCCCUCGUAAACCGGGUAUGACACGUGACGAUCUGUUCAACACGAAUGCUUCCAUUGUGCGAGAUCUGGCUGCUGGUUGUGCCAAGGCUUGUCCGAAGGCGCUGAUUGGAAUCAUUUCAAAUCCUGUCAAUUCAACUGUACCGAUUGCUUGCGAGACGUUGGCCAAAGCCGGUGCUUUGGACCCGAAGCGGGUGUUUGGCGUCUCGACGUUGGAUAUUGUUCGGGCCAACACCUUCAUUGGAGAAGCUGCUGGAGUUGACCCUCAGAAGGUCAAUGUUCCAGUCAUUGGAGGUCAUUCGGGUGUGACCAUCAUUCCCGUUCUCUCUCAGACGACUCCAUCGGUUAGCUUCCCCCAGGACAAAAUCGCUGCCUUGACCGAACGUAUUCAAGAGGCCGGAACCGAGGUCGUCAAAGCCAAGGCAGGUGCUGGAUCUGCCACUCUCUCCAUGGCCUUUGCUGGAGCCCGUUUCGCUUUGGCUUUGGCUCGCGCUAUGAAUGGCGAGCAGAACGUGGUCGAGUGUGCUUAUGUUCGUUCGGAUGUAACCGAAGCGAAGUACUUUUCAACCCCACUUUUGCUAGGAAAGCACGGACUCGAAAAGAAUCUUGGACUACCGAAGCUGAACGCCUACGAGCAGGAGCUGCUCAAGAAGGCCAUCCCAGAAUUGAAGAAAAACAUCGCGAAAGGCGAGGAGUUUGUUAAGAAGAAUUAAACAAUCAUUUGGUGAAACAUUGAGGCAAUGGUGUUUUAGAGUAACAACCGCUAGGAAAAUGUUAGUUUACAUGCUUAAGUACUACAGUGAGUACAACAUAAAACGCAUUUGAAACACAA